CCAUAGUCCAUAUUACGACCCCUAGAAGCACAAUCAUGGCAUCUUCCGUUAAAGUCCGGGGCGUCCCUCACACAGGCAUCACUGUACGAUCACUUCCCCGAGCAAUUAACUUAUUCCGUGACAUCUUGAAUCUCCCCGUCCAGGAAUCUAAUCACUUCUGCCCACCCAUCUCCACCAUCGUGGGCCAUCCCAAGGCCGAGGUCGAGAUCGCCUUUGUCGAGCUUCCAGGCGGCCACCUGGUCGAAUUGCUGGAAUAUUCCUCUCCGCCAGCAAAUGAGCGCCAGGUGUUGAAACCACGGCCUUGGGACGUCGGGAACUGGCAUUUAUGUCUGGUGGUGGAGAGUAUGGAGCGUACGGCCCAGGCCCUGGAGGCAGCAGGGACGGGCUGGGUGAGGAUGGCGCCUCCGCAGAAGUUAGAUAAGGGUCCCAGUUCGGGGAUGAUGAUGUUGUAUAUGCGGAAUGAGGAGGACGGGCUGACGUUGGAGCUGUUUGAAUGAGUGUCCAGUGGAAUAUGAUACUCAAGCGAACUAUAUUGGUGGAAAUAGACACUGGGUCUGGUACUGUAGAUGUGAUGCGCGUCCUCUGCUGUUGCUUGGACUAAAUUGAAUCAUAGCAAUAGUUGAUUUAAAUGCACAACAGUAAUAAAAUGGUGUACGAAGAUAUUGUGUUACAUUUACUACUAUAUAAUAUACGGAGACAGCCGCGGGGUUUUCUAUUUUC
Molecule: messenger RNA, 720 nt
Organism: Monascus purpureus
Lineage: Eukaryota; Fungi; Ascomycota; Eurotiomycetes; Eurotiales; Aspergillaceae
Source: the annotation of a GenBank genome assembly